UUAGCAAGGGGAAAAGAAAAGAGGCAAGGGUCUCUCCAUCCUCCCCUUUCCGGACACGUCUCCAUCUAAAGCCAGGGCUUGCGGGAGGGGGAAAAAAGAGGCGAACAGAGUGUUCUGAACAUCAUCACAAAGAGAGAGAGCCUUAAGCCUCAGGUACAGUAUAUUAUUGACACUGAAGGAGCUCUUGUGUGGAUAAGAAAGCGCUGACAGGUCAAAUGGAUCCCAUGGAACUGAGAAAUGUCAACAUCGAACCUGAUGAAGAGAGCAGCAGUGGAGAUAGCUACUCAGGGAUGGGGAAGUCGGAAAAGACAGCCAUGAGCAGUCAAUUUGCUAAUGAAGAUACAGAAAGCCAGAAGUUCCUGACGAAUGGAUUUUUGGGGAAAAAGAAGCUGGGUGACUACGAUGAUGAACAUCAUCCUGGAACUACUUCCUUUGGGAUGUCUUCAUUCAACCUGAGUAACGCCAUAAUGGGCAGUGGUAUUUUGGGCUUGUCCUACGCCAUGGCCAACACAGGCAUAAUCCUUUUUAUAAUCAUGCUGCUCACAGUGGCAAUAUUAUCACUAUAUUCAGUUCAUCUUUUACUAAAGACAUCCAAGGAAGGAGGGUCUUUAAUUUAUGAAAAAUUAGGCGAAAAGGCAUUUGGAUGGCCUGGAAAAAUUGGAGCCUUUACAUCCAUUACAAUGCAGAAUAUUGGAGCAAUGUCCAGCUACCUCUUUAUCAUUAAAUACGAACUUCCUGAAGUUAUCAGAGCAUUCAUGGGACUUGAAGAAAAUACUGGGGAAUGGUACCUCAAUGGCAACUACCUCAUCAUAUUUGUGUCUGUGGGAAUUAUUCUGCCACUGUCUCUUCUGAAAAAUUUAGGUUACCUUGGCUAUACCAGUGGAUUUUCCCUCACCUGCAUGGUGUUUUUUGUCAGCGUGGUGAUUUACAAAAAAUUUCAAAUCCCCUGCCCCCUGCCUGUUCUGGAUCACAAUGUUGGAAACAUGACAUUCAACAACACCCUCCCCAUGCGCAUGGCAAUGUUCCCCAAUAACUCUGAGAGCAGUGGUGUGAACUUCAUGAUGGAUUACGCCCACCACAGCUCCGCAGGCCUGGAUGAGAACAAGGCCAAGAACUCUCUCCAUGGCAGUGGCGUCGAGUAUGAAGCCCAUAAUGAUGACAAAUGUCAACCCAAAUACUUCGUGUUCAAUUCCAGGACGGCCUACGCAAUUCCUAUCCUAGCAUUUGCUUUUGUAUGCCACCCAGAGGUCCUUCCCAUCUACAGUGAACUGAAAGAUCGAUCCCGAAGGAAGAUGCAAACAGUGUCCAAUAUUUCCAUCACGGGGAUGCUUGUCAUGUACAUGCUGGCUGCCCUGUUCGGUUACCUUACUUUCUAUGGAGAAGUUGAAGAUGAGUUGCUUCAUGCAUAUAGCAAAGUGUACACGUUUGACACCCCUCUCCUCAUGGUCCGUUUGGCAGUCCUGGUGGCAGUGACACUCACGGUGCCCAUCGUCCUGUUUCCAAUUCGUACAUCCGUGAUCACCCUGUUAUUUCCCAAAAGACCCUUCAGCUGGAUAAGACAUUUCCUGAUCGCAGUCAUAAUUAUUGCACUUAAUAAUGUCCUGGUCAUUCUUGUGCCAACGAUAAAAUACAUUUUUGGAUUCAUAGGGGCUUCUUCAGCCACGAUGCUGAUUUUCAUUCUUCCAGCAGUCUUUUAUCUCAAACUUGUCAAGAAAGAACCUCUCAGAUCACCCCAAAAGGUUGGGGCGUUGAUCUUCCUGGUGACUGGAAUUAUCUUCAUGAUGGGAAGCAUGGCCCUCAUUAUAAUUGACUGGAUCUACAACCCUCCAAAUUCCAAACACCACUAAUCCAAGGAGAAAAUAUUUGUCCUUUUUUCUUUCUAUUGGAAAUGUUGGCGAGUUAUGCUCCCCAAGACAUUUUGACUUAACUUGAUUGGGAUGUUAUUUCAUAGGAGCUAGCCAGAAGAUUCCAAAGAUUUUGCUUAAGAGUGUCACCAGACGCCUGUGAAAGAUAAAAUUAAGGGUUUUUUUUGUUGUUAUUGUUUAUCGUUGUUGGGGGUUUUGUUGUUUAUUUGUUUUCUCUUUGGUCAAGAAUGUCUGAUGCUCUUUCAAGCCUGCGGUGUGCGUUUCUCCCGUUUGGACUCCAGCUCUGUGAAGUGACCGGGUGUAUUUUUGUCAAUACACAAGCAGAAUAAAGUCAACUUUGUGUGAUGGUCAUCAGAUACCAGCCUUUCCACUGCCCACCCCCCACCCCCACUUCCACCCCUGUAGAGUGACCCAUGGUUGCAUUCACAGAACGUCAAACCCACGCACCCUGGUGGCAAAGCUCUUAGCCCUGAACAAUGCCUCACCCCAUCAUGUGGCUGACAUCAUGCAUCUGAGGGCUAACAGGAUCCGAAGGCCCCGGCCCAUCUGGUGAACUACGGCUGUGAGGUGAUCCGGGCUCCCACACCAGCCCAGUGCGCUUCACACCAACACUACACGAGUCGUUUGCCCAGCCUGCUUCUGAGAAUCAAUUAGCCACUGCUUCAGUGGAUUUGGGGAUACAUGUUAAAACAUCUUAGUAAAGGCAGAGAGGGGCUUUAUUUAAAUUAUACAGCAACAACUAAAAAGAAUGCUUACAGCUGACCUGCCCACUGAGGAAGCCUAUGUGUGUGUCUCUCUCUUUUAAUGGCCUUUGCCACGCUUUUGUCCUGAACAAGGCUGUCCCUCUCUAGUCUUCCAUUCUCCCUCAGAAUCCUCAGAAGACCCCAGGGCACAUGGACACACAUUACCCAGUAUUGUGUGAUACAUUUUUAUUUGAUAAAGAAAACUUUCAGUGCAGGAAACUGUGAUUUGCUAUAUUCGUAUGUAUAUAAUCUUAUUCUGUAGUCAGAAUGUUAAUGUGUCAUACAUUAGAUUUUUCUUUUUAUGGGUGUAGUUUUCUUUCUUCACAGUAUAAAAAAAUUAUAAUUUGGGGGGGGACAGAGAAGUCAGCUGGAGAGUUCCAACACCAUUUGCAUUGUAUUUGUUUAUUAAGGACAUUUUAAAUUUGAAAUAUAAGUUACAUAUAUAUAGUUCAGUAAUGCUCUUCUUCAUUGUUUACAUUUAUCAUAUAAAAAAAGGGAAGAAAGGGAGGGAGGAAGGAGGACAGACAGGAAGAAAGGGAGGGAGGAAGGAAGGAAGGAAGGAAGGAAGGCUGGUUCUUUAGCUGUGAAUGAUUGUCAUUGCCAAGGUUGUGGUUUUAAUUUAGCAUGCCUGAACUAGGAUUUCAUCCACUUUAGAUUGUAUUUGUAUUUGCUGAUAUUUCAUUUGUCCUUUAGCACAACAUUGAGUCAUUCUCCAUAGAAAGAAAAGUGCUAACACAGAAAGCAAAUGCAAACUGCUUUUUUUCCCCCACUCACGUUUAAAUCUUCUUAUCUGGAAUGAACUUAGUUACUAAUCUCAUCCAGGCAUGGGUGGCUCAUGCUUAUAAUCCUAGCUGGUCAGGAAGCUGAGAUGUGAGGUGAGGUUCAAAGCCA
Messenger RNA from Perognathus longimembris pacificus (Pacific pocket mouse), 3499 nucleotides. RefSeq names its product solute carrier family 38 member 4 (gene Slc38a4). The record is from RefSeq and is a predicted model, not a curated record. Gene Ontology annotation, biological process: amino acid transmembrane transport. Gene Ontology annotation, molecular function: amino acid transmembrane transporter activity. The transcript is spliced from 16 exons. The coding region runs from base 216 to 1847 and encodes 543 amino acids. Lineage: Eukaryota; Metazoa; Chordata; Mammalia; Rodentia; Heteromyidae.